AAUGAAAUCAAUUGGAACAUUAUUUGUUAUCUUAGCAAUAGCAUCAUGUAUCUAUACACCUGCUGAACGUCAAUUCAAUUAAGAAGCUUUGACUGGAGCCUAUAAAUAUAAUAAUUUACCAGAACCUUAACAUAUUUCUAAUUGUGGAGAUAAUGCUACCUAAAUUGAUCUUUUUAAUUUUGUUGGUUAUAUGCUACAAAAAGCUGACAAAGCAAGUCUUGCUUAAUUAUUAGGAUUAAAGAAAGAAGUUGAUGAUUAUUUUAAUGUAAUUUAAUCUAACUAUGAUUUUAGGGACUUCCUGAAGAAUAUACUAAUUGUUUAUAUGCCGAGCCAGAAUUUUUGGAGAUUUGUACUAUAUAUGGAUUGAAAGAAACUGAUAAAAUGGAAUAAAUCACUGAUAAAAUUUAUCAAUAUGCAAUUGGACAUUUUAUUACCACUAAGAAAGAAAUUCAUUAGGGAAAUUUAUUAUGGAAUACAGAUCACAAAUAUAAUGAUGCAGGGUAUCUAAUUGCUAGUUUUACUAAGAAAGCCUUAGUAACAGGAGUAGAAUAUGUUGAAUGAUU
Messenger RNA from Paramecium pentaurelia, 563 nucleotides. NCBI's taxonomy places the organism in Eukaryota, Ciliophora, Oligohymenophorea, Peniculida, Parameciidae. The record is from the annotation of a GenBank genome assembly.